AUGGCGCCCUUCCAACCUCAGCCAGCUGAAAUUUCUCACCCAGAUAUUGGCGUGAUUCAAUGUCUCAGCGUCGGCGGGGUAAUACAACUCCUGGGAGUCAAGUAUGCGUCGCUUGAGCACUGGUUUGACAACCCCAAGUUGAGCACAUACGACGGUGGCGGCAUAACUGCCAAAAAGCAUGGGCCGCAGGCAAUUUCCGACCCUCGGGCGGUAGACAAUGAAAUGGUGUCCAUCCAGAAGACGCUGCCAAAGCCCGAUUUCCCCGGCUUGUCGGGCACUGAUUGCCUCACCCUGAACAUAUCGAUCCCAUCGGGAAACCAUUCAACCCCUCUUCCCGUCUUUGUGUUUAUCCAUGGCGGCGGCUUUGCGGUGGGCUCAAACUGGUGGCCGCAAUACGAUAUGGCCAGCAUCGUGCGGCUAUCGGCACAGCUGGGUCAGCCCAUCAUUGGCAUCAAUAUCAAUUAUCGACUUGGGGCACCAGGGUUCGCGGCUUCCGAGGAGCUUGAGCAGGCCGGAUAUAAGACGAACCGUGGAUUGCGAGACCAGAGAGCCUCGAUUCACUGGAUCAAGAAGUAUAUCAGUGGUUUCGGAGGUGACCCCGAUCGUAUCACCGUAGUAGGAGAAAGUGUGGGUGGCUUGUCAGCUGUCCGUCUUCUGUACACAGAGGAGGCUCUCAUCUCUCGGGUUAUCGUCAUGGGCGGUGCCCCGCCGUCCGUUGGCCCCAUCAGCAAAUCAGUGGCCGAGUCGAGCUAUGAAACAUUGAUCGGUGCUCUGGGGUGUAAGGACUUGUCCGCCACGGAACGAAUCAAAGCUCUCCAGGUCAUCUCCAUUGAGGAGCUUCAGAAAGCCCAGAAUCCCACCCUUCCGUUCAUUCCAGUGCUAGACGGAGAGCUCGUACCUUACAACGAGAGUUUCAGCUUCAUGCAGUCCAAGGACUACGUUUUCAAGUCCAAGUCGUCCGAAGCUAUUAUGGUCAUCCACUCUCCCCUAGAUGCUAGUAUCUUUGCAUUCAUGGGUCUAUUUUCUCAGAGAAAAGGCAUCGCCUCGGGAUUUUCCGUCCUCGCCCGCAAGUUGCUCUUCAGUCACCACGGUGCAGCAGAUCGCCUCCUCAGGUGCUAUGGCAUCACCCCGGAGCUUGAUGACCAAGAUGCUUUACUACGAGUUCUGACCUUCGGGUCUGAUAUUGGUAACCAAGCCGCGGCGCGAGCAUUCGCCGCUAGCUUUCCGCGGGAUGCAUUCGUCUUGGAAUUCGCUGAACCAAAUCCCUGGGAUGGCCCCUUCAAGGGUCAUAGUACGCACAUUCUGGACAUCUCGUUCCUGCUACAGAACUACAACGACAAGCUUGACAACACCCAGAGGGCGGCGUCGGAAGAGUUUGCCAAGGCCGUCAUCGCGUUUGUCCAUGGCGAGAAGCCUUGGGAACCGUUCUCGGUGUCUGCGGCCAUCGCGAAAUUAGGGGGUGGUCAGUUGAAAAAUCUCGAGGGAACAGAGGCAAUGACGGAACAGUAUCGCGAGAUGGCAAGUAUUGGCCAAGCCAUUAGAUUCGAUACGCUGCUGGGGCUCUGGCUGGCCUUUGUGUUUGGCUCUUGA
Messenger RNA from Fusarium keratoplasticum, 1590 nucleotides. Its product is annotated as COesterase domain-containing protein. Lineage: Eukaryota; Fungi; Ascomycota; Sordariomycetes; Hypocreales; Nectriaceae. The record is from RefSeq and is a predicted model, not a curated record. Bases 1 to 1590 code for a protein of 529 amino acids. The transcript has 5 exons.